Heterostelium album PN500 is the source of this 906-nucleotide messenger RNA. RefSeq names its product RNA polymerase III subunit (gene rpc34). The record is from RefSeq and is a predicted model, not a curated record. Gene Ontology annotation, cellular component: RNA polymerase III complex. The transcript is spliced from 6 exons. Lineage: Eukaryota; Evosea; Eumycetozoa; Acytosteliales; Acytosteliaceae. Gene Ontology annotation, biological process: transcription by RNA polymerase III. The coding region runs from base 1 to 906 and encodes 301 amino acids.
AUGUCUGCAGAGGUUGAAGAUAAAUUCUUAGAGCUAUGUUCAAAGCAUCCUACUGGUCUAUCACAAGCUAGAUUGGAGAGUGAUUUAGGAUAUCCAAUCAAUGAAGCAUUGCUUGUUAUUAAUAAACUUGUAAAAGAAGGUAGAAUCAAAUUUAUACAAAACUCUGAUGGCUCGACCUCAUAUAAAGAGGUUACCAAUCUCGAAGAGCAGUCAAAGAUUAGAGGUCUGACUGCUGAUGAUAUGUUGGUGUAUCAGCUCAUUGAGCAAUCGAACGACAAAGGAACAUGGACCAAAGAAAUUAGAACACAAACCAAUCUUCAACAGACUCAAGUAACAAAGAUUCUUAAAGUACUUGAAACUAGAAAUCUAAUUAAAGCUGUAAAAACUAUAAAUAUGGAUAUAAACAUCAUUAACGAUCGUAAAGCUAUAGCGGGAAGAAAGAAAGUAUAUAUGGCAUACAAUGUUGAACCUAGUAGAGAGGUUACAGGUGGUUCGUUGUAUGGCGGAAGUCAGUCGUUGGACGAAGAGUUGAUUUCAGCAAUGAAGCUGUCGUGUAAUUCAUUCAUUUCAAAUAAGGGUGCGGCCGAUCUCACAGAGAUCAUGAACUACAUGAAGAAAACAGGUGAGCAAGAUCUAACGAUGGAGGAUAUUCAAACAUUGGUCAACAGUUUAAUCUAUGACGGUUUGAUUGAGGAGAUGAGAGAUACCAGAUCAACAAAUAUGUAUGGUAGAAGAAUGGGAGUAAUUUAUAAACCAACAAAAACAAUCAUUCCAGAGAAUCAUUUUACAAAGAUGCCAUGUGGCGUAUGUCCUGUUUUCAGUUUGUGUGCGGAUGAAGGUGAGAUAACACCAAAGAAAUGUGUAUAUUUCCAACAGUGGUUGAAUCAAGAGGAUUUGGAAUUUUAG